Molecule: messenger RNA, 312 nt
Organism: Drosophila ficusphila
Lineage: Eukaryota; Metazoa; Arthropoda; Insecta; Diptera; Drosophilidae
Product: thyrostimulin alpha-2 subunit-like
Exons: 1
Coding region: 1-312 (103 amino acids)
Biological process (GO): cell surface receptor signaling pathway
Molecular function (GO): hormone receptor binding
Source: RefSeq, a predicted model, not a curated record
AUGACGUUGGUCCAGUUUUUUAUGCUUCUCUUCUUUUACACCUGUUUUCAAUUCGGCGAAAGUAACUCCAUAAGUAAAGACAGCUGGCUGCGUCCAGGCUGCCACAAAGUCGGAAAUACUCGAAAGAUUUCCAUUCCUGAUUGUGUGGAAUUUACCUUGACGACCAAUGCGUGUCGCGGAUUCUGCGAGUCUUACUCGGUGCCGUCAGUCCCCUGGACGGGUGCCUCGUUGCCUGUUUUGUUCAAGCCACCAAAGCCAGUGAUUAGUGUUGGCCAGUGCUGCAACAUGAUGAAAUCAGAGGAGGUGGGUUAG